This is a messenger RNA of Thunnus maccoyii (southern bluefin tuna), 4713 nucleotides long. Its product is annotated as regulator of G-protein signaling 22. Gene Ontology annotation, molecular function: G-protein alpha-subunit binding. Bases 108 to 3767 code for a protein of 1219 amino acids. The transcript is spliced from 24 exons. NCBI's taxonomy places the organism in Eukaryota, Metazoa, Chordata, Actinopteri, Scombriformes, Scombridae. Gene Ontology annotation, biological process: regulation of signal transduction. The record is from RefSeq and is a predicted model, not a curated record.
GGCUGACUUUGCCUGACCUAAUGUGAUGAAAUGUGAUUACCUUGCUCGACUUUCUAGGCUUCCAGUUUGAAAAUACUGUACAGGAAUUUGUAUUUUUGAGGUGAACGAUGUGUGGAGUACUUUCAACUGAGUUUCCACAUCUUACAUCUGGCAAUUUCGAGAAUUUUCUGGCCUCUGAUGAUGUAUUGGCUCACUUCUUCAAUGAUUUCUUAAGUCUGCCGUCUUUCCCAGAGGCUUUGAUGUACAAACAGGAGACUGGACAGUUUGAGGUGGUGAACGGAGCAGCUGAGUUUGUCUCAAGAAGAAUCAGAUCAGUACUACACCACAGCAAAUCACAACUCCUUACUCAUGACCCCACGGUGCUGGCCAAAAGCACUCUGAUAGACAACCAUUACACUGUCUGUUGCCUGGACAGAGAGCAAGGAAUUCAGUGGAUCAUGAAGGAAAGAUUGCCCUUUUUCCUUCAAAGUGAUUGCUACUAUGAAUACAGACUAGCCAAGUUGUUGUUUCAGUGGGACCCAAACUUCAUUAUCCAGAGGAGGAAAUGCAGCUCAGGUCAAACCACACUGUCAGCCACACAACUGUGUUUUUCCUCCCAGUUUGACAAGGAAAAUAACUAUGCCCUGAGGGCCCAAACAUGCUUGCAUGGUCAAGAGAAUAUUUCAGCAAAACAAGGUUCUUUUAGGAUGCAUAACGUUACAUGUCUACCCUCUGGUCAGAUGGGACAUAUCAACACAAAAUGCAGUGAAUCAUCCAGGUGUUCCUCCAGCUGCUCUGAGCCAGAGAACUCUUCUUCCUCUUUGUCCUCUGCUUCCUUCUCCUCUAACUUUAAAUGUGAGAAAACUCAGGAACUUCGAAGCCCAAAAGCAGAGUUGAGCCUCUACUUCACAGAGUCAUCAGCUGCUGCUGGAGAGGAGCAACAUCUUAAAGAGUCCAGUAGUCUGAAUUAUGAGUCUUCUGAACUACAGCUGGAGUACUUGGCUGCCAAAGUAGUUAAACAGGUGCUUAAAGAUGCAGUGGUCAUGGUGGAUGGACAGAGACGAGCAAACACUAGAGACCUGACAAAUUGUACCACAGACACAUCCAGUGAAUGUAAAGGUUGUCAGUAUUCAGCUGAUGAGGACAGAGAAAGAUUGGAGGGGAAGAAAGAGAAAGUUCAAGAAGCCAAGAGGGGGAGUGGACGGGAAGAAAAGGCAGAAUGGGACAAGAAGAAUAGGGAGGUGGGGAGUAGGGGCACAGACCAGGAAACUGUGCUUGAUAUGUGUUGCCAUGGUACCUGUUACCAUGACAAUAGACCAGGCUUGGAUGAGUUCAUGGAGUUUUUGCGAGGAACACCAGGAGAGAAGCUGCUUAAUCUCUGGAUGGAUAUAGAGAGACUGAAAGCUACACAGCACAGAGAGCGGAAGAACAGGUAUUUGGUCCUGAUGAGGAGCCGGUACCUGCUGAGCAGCAGCCAGAGCUGUCUGAAUGUGGAGCUGCUUUCCAGACUGGGACUGACUACCUCCCCCUGCUGGACAGAAGAUAAACUGCACUCAGUUCAGCCCUGCCUCACUGAGUCUCUGCUGCACUACUGGGCUCCUCGGUUCUGGACAUCCCAGUAUAUUCAGGCAGACCGUGACGACUCCCCUCAUAUGGGGCAGUGGACAGAGUGUUGUGUUAGCCCUCCAUCACACAUACAGCCCCACUGUGGCUCAAUGACCCUGCCUCCCCUCUGCUCUGAUAUCUGGCUGCCCCGAUCCCCCCGUACUGCCAGCACACAGUUAUACUCCAGCAGAAGACAACUACUGGGCAGCAGAAGAAUUGAAAAGAUGUUACAAGCUCUCUGUGCAGACUCACGUGCCGGUUUAUACUUCACACACUACUGUGAACAAUCUGGAAACCAGCUGUGGGAGAAUGCAGUUUACUUCUGGACUGACCUGCAGUGUUACCAUGAGCUGUUCUACCAGGACGGGCUGGACCCCUACAGAAUACAGAGAGAGGCUCAGCUCCUUUACUCUACAUAUCUUUUCAGCUCUGCCAGGAGGAGCCUUGAUGUUGAUGAGGUGAUCCGAAGGGACGUGUAUGACCAACUGAUGCCUGCUUUUGAGGAGCUGUUUGAUGAGGUUGAAGAGCACACUCUGAACAUCCUGCUGGAGCCCUGGACACUGCUGGUGGGCAGGGACAAGGAGUCCCUCCAGCAGGUGUGUGUGCAGGAGGAGGUGCGCUGCGUCGACAGUCAGGAGUACAGGGAACUCCAGAGUCUGUACGAGGAAUCAGAGCGGCGACUGAAUCAGCAGGUGGAGCAGUGCAGCUUCAUGCUGCCUCCUUCUUCUGUUCCUCCAUCUAUUCCGUUUUCAAAGGGCACCCGGGCUUCUGACUCUUGGUCCAACGUGUCUUCACGUUUCCAAGGUUACCGUCUAGGUUCCUUACUUCGCCACCGUCAUGAGAUCGGUCACUUUAUGUCCUUCCUCCAGGAUCACGAUGCCAGUAUCCAUCUGACGUGCUGGCUCGAUCUGGAGCAGUACAGGAGGACUCCUCAGAGGGACAAGGCUGUCAGACAGGAGAGGUCGUCUCACAUUGCGAACAAAUACCUCGACAGGAAGUACUUCUUUGGCUCUGAAAGCCCCGCCUCAGCAGAACAGCAGAAUGACAUAUUGCGUCUUGCAGGUGGACUGGAGCGUCUGAAACUAGAGUGUCUCUCAAACCCGGUUGUUAUGGAGAUCCAGGACAUCGUCAGGAGUCACAUUGAGAAAACAUGGCUGCCUGUGUUUCUGGCUACGUCAGAGUUCACAGAGAGACAGAAACACACACCAAAGCCCCAAGCAGCAGAAAGGCUCUUGCAGAACGCCUACCGUCGACGCAAGACGAGGAGAGAAGCCUGGAAGGCUGAGGGCUUGUGGAUGACUUCUUCCAAAGAGAUCCUGCUGUUUCGACGGAUCCUCCUCAACCCCGUCACAUGUAUGCAGUUCCAGCACUUUGUUUCUCUGAAGGGAGACUACCUGGAGAAUGAUGUGCUCUUUUGGCUGGAAGUGCAGCGGUACAAGGACCUCUGUCAUUCCCACAGCGAUGAAACCACAAUCCAGCGAAAGAUCUCCACCAUCAUCAACUGUUUUAUCAACUCGUCCAUGCCACCCGCCCUGCAGAUAGACAUCCCUCCUGAGCAGGCUCAACACAUUCUGGAGAAACGCCACGAGCUGGGCCCUUACAUCUUCAGAGAGGCACAGAUGUCAGUUUUCAGUGAAUUGCUGAAGGUUUGGCCUGAGUUUCAAGAGCUCAGGUGCAGCGUCCAAGAGGAGCAGCUCCUUCCUCUCCUGGAGGAGAAACGAGUCAAACACAGAGCCAGGGUACGGAGACAGAGGAGAAAAGAGGAGGAGGAAGAAGAGGAAGAGGAUGUGAGGAGGAGAGCCCAGGCAGAGCUGGAAAGGCAAGAUUUCAGUUUUAGGGAGGAUGAAGAGACGGACGAAGAUGAGAUGGAAGAAGAACAAGAGAGAAGAAGUGAAAAGAAGCUGUCAGGGACACAGAGCAGAGCGCUGCUGACUCCUGCACAGCCGUUGUCGUGGUCCUACUCCAAGUAUAUGGCAGCUCUGAAGAGAGAGGAGGUGCUGCUGAGGAGACAGAGUCAGCUGGAAGCCUCGUUCUCCGCAGUCUCAGACUCCUCCUCUGACUGCAGUGUGAAGUCAGCAGGCAGUAAGCACAGCUACUGGCAGCCUUCACAUCGCUCCUCCAGAACAGACAGUAAACAGUGUAACAGAUACAACAGGGGUGUAAGAGUCUGCAACAUGAAAUGAAACCAAAGUGUAAGAAGUAACAAGUUUGACACAAACAAAUGAGUGUGACUGACUGUUACUGGAGCACAAUGAGUGAAAACUGAGAGCAGAGCUGCUACUGAUAUCUUCAUGAUAAGGUAGAUGUUUGAAGCUGGGUGUGUAACCAUUAAACCAUGUGUGAUAAGGAUCUAAUAACUUGAUCGUGAUGAUACCUGGCUGCAGGAGUGGUGUAUGUUCAUUAUAUUUUCAUAUUUAAGAGGACUGGUUACAAGACAAAUAUAUCUCACUGUACUUGUCAUUUUUUCUUUUCAGUUUUUCUUACAUGGUACACAAUGAAUUAAUAGCACAUAUCAUUUUUAAUAUUUUUUUAUUAAAAGGGUUCUCUAUUAAUAUAUUAUCCAUUUACAAUAAAUGCAUUGGACUUAAAUCUUACAUAGAGCUCAGUGUUACAACAAUAUAAAAGGCAACAAUAACAAUAUGUUUGCAUCAUGAGGGUUGGCAUCAAUAUAAGGUUACAAAGAACAGUGUUAUUGUGAAACAAGUAUGUUACAUCAUCUAUAAAAACAUUUUGGUUGACAGCUGGUAUCUCUAGCAUCCAUCAACAUGUAUAUAAUAUUGCACUUAACACUGGGAUGAGACACACUCACUACAUGGAUAAUGUAAACACUGAGAGCUUAUUCUGCAAAGUGAAACAUUACAGACUGUUGUGAUAGAAAUGUAAGAGAUCUGUGUAACUACUGUUGGUUCUGUACUUUGUAUUUCUGUCUGCAACACUGAAAACGUUUCACACUGACUGAAUGAGCCCUCAUUUUAAGUUAAAAGAGAAAACACUUGGUCCAAGUAGGUUGACAACUCUUACAUGUUUUAGUGUUUACUACAGUAUGCGCUAACUGAAAUGUAUAAACUUGCGUGUGUUCCUAUGAUUAAAAUGAAUUCUAAUCUCUUUUCUAUGAUGAGUUUGUUGUUU